AUGGUUAGACGUAUACUGAUAGACAACAGGAGCUCGGCCAACAUCAUGUUCUGGUCGGUCUUGGUUGGGAUGAAGAUCGGCAAGGAACGAUUGAAGCCCGUCUCGACCCCCUUGGUAGGAUUUGGGGGAGACACUGUUCACCCCUUGGGAACAAUCACGUUACCAGUGACAAUAGGAACAACCCUGCAGCAAGUAACAACGUUGAUAGAGUUCCUGGUGGUUGACCGACCUUCGGUGUACAAUGUCAUCUUGGGUCGCCCUUUCCUUAACGCAGUUCGGGUGGUAACAUCAACUUACUACCUCAAAGUUAAAUUCCCUACACCACAAGGGAUAGGAUAUGCCAAAGGAGAUCAGGCCGCUGCCCGGAGUUGCUAUGUAAUGGCCUUGAAAAGGAAGAUGAAGGCUAAAGAAGCUCUAAAGGUGGAAGACCUAGAAGUCAGAGGAGAGUAUCCCCAGAUCAAUACAUUACACGAAGAUAUCAACCACAUACCACUGCGAGGCCACCAGGAGAGAAGUAUACAGAUCGGGAAUCACUUGCCCGACACCUUGAAAGCGGAGUUGACUGAACUCUUGGACAAAUUCUCUGAUUUGUUCGCAUGGUCGGCAGAAGACAUGCCCGGCAUCAACCCUACUAUGAUAGAGCAUAGGUUGCAGGCCAACUUCAUCCGAGAAGUGGACUACCCCGAGUGGCUGAGCAAUGUGGUCCUGGUCAGGAAGCCCAAUGGAAAAUGGCGCACCUGUAUAGACUUCACGGACUUGAAUAAAGCAUGCCCAAAGGACAGCUUUCCUCUCCCUCGAAUUGAUCAGCUAGUGGAUUCGACCUCGGAGCACGAGCUCCUCAGUUUCAUGGAUGCUUACUUAGGGUACAACCAAAUCCCUAUGAGUCCAGCUGAUGAAGAAAAAACUUCUUUUGUCACCGAAAGGGGUCUAUAUUGUUACCGGGUGAUGCCCUUCGGCUUAAAAAAUUCGGGGGCCACAUAUCAGAGGUUAGUAAACAAUAUUUUUAAGGAACAGCUCGGAAGAACAAUGGAAGCAUACGUGGAUGAUAUGUUGGUGAAGAGCAUGGAAGCAGAGCAACAUUGUAAAGAUCUGAGGGAAACGUUCGAGCUCCCUCCGCCGGUACCACAUGAGGUUGAAUCCCCUCGAAGUGCGUGUUCGGCGUUUCUGCAGUAUACGGGAGGAAGGAAUGCGAGGAAGCUAGCAGUUACAGUAUCUAGGGCAGGAAGUUCCUCCGACGAAGGCGCUCGACCGCUGCCUGCAGAGCCGCUCACAGACCUACGGCCUCGUUUGCAGGUUCAUUCAAGCGGAGCAUAUUUUUCCCGGGCCUCGCGUUGUUUAGCGAUAAAUGCUCCGCAACUUUCUCCUCCGGCUAGGUUGGAGCACAUCGUAGCCCGCGGUGAAGAAUACAAAGUAUGGAAAGUUCGGAAGACUUCUGCAUGA
Messenger RNA from Malania oleifera, 1440 nucleotides. RefSeq lists its product as uncharacterized. The coding region runs from base 1 to 1440 and encodes 479 amino acids. The transcript is spliced from 3 exons. NCBI's taxonomy places the organism in Eukaryota, Viridiplantae, Streptophyta, Magnoliopsida, Santalales, Ximeniaceae. The record is from RefSeq and is a predicted model, not a curated record.